AAAAUCCUGCUGGCCUUCCCGACCUCUGGGGAUGAAAGACCCACUCCUCGCUGUAUCACUGAAGCGCUGCAGCAUUCAGUAGCGGCCUUCAAAUCAUAUCGUCAAUAUAGAUAAGAGACAGAUCAAUAGCGUGAGAAGGACCAGGCGCCAUGUAGGCGACACACCUGACAUGCACGUAGCGCGCCGGAUAGCCCGUCCCAACAUCGCCCCGGCCCCCAGCUCCUCGUCCCAAAUGUCAGCCAACCUCGGCCGGCAGAGGUCCAGAACGCGGUUGCUGGCACUGCUGCGGCUUCUAUCCGCUGCCAUAGCCCUGCUGAGGCUUUCCGCACCUUCGUCUUGCCACGUCGCGCAUGCGGCCACCUUUGCGGACUCGGCCGCAGCGGCUGCCGGCCGCCCCAUAGCUGUGGUCAACGCGCGGCCCUUCCAUUCCGAGGUCCUGAGUGGCGCCAUGGCGGCUCUGGCCCCGGUAGCGGAUCGAGUGGCGGUCUACAUGGACCAUUAUGUUUUCAAGGGCAAGGACGGGUUCCGGCAGCUGGUGUGGUCGUACCCGGGGCUGCUGCUGCGCACGCCGCAGCGGGCGGCCGGCGGGGAGGGGGUGCCGCACCACCGCCUGGCCUUCUUCCUGUCGCCCGAGGCCUCUCUGGGCUACACGCGCUGGUUCAUCAACGCCACCCGACCCGAGGUUGUGGUGCACAUGAUCCACAACGCCGACGACGUGGAGGCCGUACAGCAGCUGCUGAACAUGACGGGCGCCGGCAGUAGCAGCGGCGACAGCAGUGGCAGUAGCAGCAGCGGCAGCAGUGGCAGUAGUAGCAGUAGCGAUAGCAGCAGUAGCGAUAGCAGCAGGGCAGGGCGCGGUGGCGGGGUGGUGACAAAGCUGGUGGCGUUGAGUCCGCACGUGGCGGCGGCGCUGAAGCAACGCGGCUUCCAGGCAGACUGGUGGCUAGCCGCCUGGCCGCCAGCGGCAGCGGCAGCAGCAGCGGCAGAGGAGGAGCGGGCGCAAGACAGCGAGGGCCGGAGUGGGGCUGGCGGGAGAGCCGGGAGCGGGACAGGCGGUGGCGGCGGUGGCGGUGGGGAUGACAUCCACUCCUGCCCCGCCUUCCGAAACGGCAGCGUGCCGGCGGGGCCGUGGGGCUUCGCCUGCCAGGGCAGGCAGGACGCCCGCCGCCGCUCCUACGACACGCUGUGGCGGGAGCUGCAGGAAGCCGUGGCCGCCGCCACCUCCGACGCCAGCAGCAGCAGCAGCAGCAACAGCGGGCGGCAGUUGACUGCAGCGGCGCCGCCGCCGCCGCCGCGGCUCAAGGUCCUGGGGCGGUCGGUGGGGCCGCAGAGCGGCGCGGGCGUGCCUGUGUCCGUGCGGCCGCUGGUUAGCCGCGUCACCAACGCGCCCUACCCGGUGUUCUACCGGCACCUGUCCUGCAGCCUGGCGCUGCUGCCGCUGUUUGCGGAGGACAGCUACUACACCACCAAGUUCAGUUCCACGGUGCUGGCGUCGCUCACCACAGGCACGCCCAUCCUGGCAGACGAGCGGCUGCUGGCUGCCUACAGCUUCCUGCAGCCCGCGGAGGAGCACGUGUGGCUGCAGGCGCCGGGGGAGGGGCUGGUGGCGGCGAUGCAGCGGGUGGCGGCGGAGCCGGCGGCGGCGGCGCAGCGGCGGCGGGCGGGGCUGGCGGCGCUGCGGGCGCGGCUGAACCGCGAGGCGCGGGCAUACCUGCUGGCGUUGCUGGGCGAGGGCGAGGAGAGGGGCGGUGGUGCAUGAGAGUGCGACGCAGCGGGACCCCUGGUGCGACGUGUGUAAAGGACAGGGGGCCGGGGGGCGCGAGUCGGCGAGAGCGCGAGUGCAAGGAGUUUUCCAGCUGUGCAGAGCUUAGACCCCUUGGAUGUGAGAGCGAGUGUGGAUUGACCCUUUACGGAGGGAGGAGGAUGGGUCAGGCUUACCCAUGAGCUUGCGACGCAAUAACUGGGGCGGGAAAGCGUGGGGCUGAGAUUGGGCCAGGCC
This is a messenger RNA of Chlamydomonas reinhardtii, 1999 nucleotides long. RefSeq lists its product as uncharacterized. Lineage: Eukaryota; Viridiplantae; Chlorophyta; Chlorophyceae; Chlamydomonadales; Chlamydomonadaceae. The record is from RefSeq and is a predicted model, not a curated record. The coding region runs from base 233 to 1759 and encodes 508 amino acids. The transcript has 5 exons.